UAAUGACGUGUUACGUCACGGUGGCGGAAGUCACGGCAGCUGUGUUGAAAUCUGACCGCCCAAGUCUCGGAAGCUUCUGCUCACGCCGAGGCCAGCGACCGCCCAGCGUCGGGCGGACACCCUGACGCCUACUCUGCAGCCCUGCUCACCUGACGCCGCUGCCACGCCAUGUCCACCCCUCCGUUGGCUGCGUCGGGGAUGGCGCCCGGGCCCUUCGCCGGGCCCCAGGCCCAGCAGGCGGCCCGGGAGGUCAACACCGCAUCGCUCUGCCGGAUCGGGCAGGAGACGGUCCAGGACAUCGUGUACCGCACCAUGGAGAUCUUCCAGCUCCUGAGGAACAUGCAGCUGCCAAACGGUGUCACUUACCAUACUGGAACAUAUCAAGACCGGUUAGCAAAGCUACAGGAUCAUCUUCGCCAACUCUCUAUUCUCUUCAGGAAGCUGAGAUUGGUCUAUGAUAAAUGCAAUGAAAACUGCGGAGGGAUGGAUCCCAUUCCAGUAGAGCAACUUAUUCCAUACGUGGAAGAAGAUGGCUCAAAGAAUGAUGACCGGGCCGGCCCACCUCGUUUUGCUAGUGAAGAGAGGCGAGAAAUUGCUGAAGUCAAUAAAUUGCUCUCCUCUACUUUCCUCCUGAAAAAUGAGAACUGAGCCAGGGAAUCAUGGUAGCUGAAGUCUCUCACAGCUUAGGGGAAUGAUGGCUUGGUGGAAAAGGGCAGCUGACUGAAUCAUUUUGAAGCCUUGAAUUAGUUCCCUGAACUAAGCUUACUGGUUUUCAUUACAUGUGUCUGUGUAACUGAUUUUCAUCUUAUGUGUGGGUAUAAACAAAUUAGAACUGGCAAGGGCCUAAUAGAUUAUAUAAUCCAAUUUCUUGCAGAAGGAAACUGAGGAUAAGGAAUUUGUCUAAGAUCAAAUAGCAAGUUAGAGGCAAAGUCAGAACGGGGACUGAGGUUUUCGACCUCCCAAUAUACACCUUUAUUCGUAUAUUCCUGUUUUUCUGCCACCCUUGAUUGCUGGCAGAAGUUUCUUGGUCUCCAGGAUGACAAAGACUUAAUAGGCAGCUACCACAUACUUAUGACAACAGAACUUAGAAGAUCGGGCGUGUGAAACUGAACAA
Kogia breviceps (pygmy sperm whale) is the source of this 1114-nucleotide messenger RNA. The record is from RefSeq and is a predicted model, not a curated record. NCBI's taxonomy places the organism in Eukaryota, Metazoa, Chordata, Mammalia, Artiodactyla, Physeteridae.